This is a messenger RNA of Rodentolepis nana, 957 nucleotides long. Lineage: Eukaryota; Metazoa; Platyhelminthes; Cestoda; Cyclophyllidea; Hymenolepididae. The record is from the annotation of a GenBank genome assembly.
AUGAAUCAGGGAUGCUUCGUUACUGGAUCUGGAAUACCACUUUUCGAUGAUCUUCUUGGUGGUGGUUUACUUUUAGGUGGAAGCACUCUGUUCAUUGAGGAUUAUCAUCGAACAUAUAUUAGAUACUUUAUCAGACUUUACGCUGCUCAAGGAUUGCUUUAUUAUCACAACAUUUGUAUGAUAUCCCCCACUGAUAGUAUCGGUUCUUUCCUUUUGGUAGGCUUUUCUUGUUAUUUUGACUGCAAAAUUUCACAGGGUUUACCAGGUGUUUAUACAUUAAGUGCUGAAAUGGAUUCAAUUGAAGACAAAAUGACAAUCGCAUGGCGUUAUCAAGAUCUUCCUUCCUCCCGUAUUUUAACUGGAAAUAAGCAUUCCCUCUCUAAUGAUUUCGACAUGUCUAAGAGUUUGGAUGUUGAUUCUUUGGUCAAGACUUCUAAAUCACCCCCUUCAGAAUUGAAAAUCGAUCCCUUUUCCUCACUGGAAAGCAAUCUCCACAAAGUCCUAAGCCAUAUUGAAACAAUCUCGAAGAAUGAGAAUAAUAAUGUUACGCGAAUAUUCAUUGAUUCGAUUGCUUCGCCAUUGUGGGGUUCUCAUCCAGUGAAUUUGCAGCAAUGUUUGGCUGCGUUUAUGGCACGAUUGAGACUACUUCUUCGGCAGUCUUUCAUGCUUGUCUACAUCACGGUUUCCAAGGCGGCACUCGAGGAAUCUGGUUUAAAUUCCAGAUGGUUGAGCUAUGCCGAUCACGUAUUUGAAGUGGUGGGCUUUGAUGGUUUGGAAGGCGUUAACAAUAUGGCCGCCAAUCCCCUUUAUGAUGAAUAUCACGGUCUACUCAAGGUCCUCAAGAUCCCCUCCGUCAGUGGACUUAACCUUGCCCCCAUCUCUCGUCCACUCACUUAUGAUUGGGCUUUCAAGGUCAAACGAAGGCAGUUUGUCCUUCAGCUCCAUUCUAAGAUCUAA